ACGUUGACAAUUAAAUUGGUGUUAUGUGUUAGUGUUGUGGUAUAUGAUCCACGAUUGAACCUCUUCCAACAACUCGAGUUAUUGGGACCAACUGGUUUAUGACAUGGUAUCAGAUCUGGUUUGGCCAAAUGGUCGUUACUGGUUCAUGACAUGGUAUCAGAGCUGGUUUGGCCAAAUAGUCGUGUGUUCGAAUCUCCACGACCCCCAAUAUUAACAGUUGAUUAAAGCACAAGGUAUGGUGGGCCUGUGCAAACUUCAAGCCCAUGGGGUUGGCUUUCGUUUGAGGGGGCGUGUUAGAGAGUGGUUUAAGAUCCAGCAGAACCUUCUCCCAACAACUCGAGUUAUUGGGACCAACUGGUUUAAGAAAUGGUAUCAGAUCUGGUUUGGCCAAAUGGUCGUGUGUUCGAAUCUCCACGACUCCCAACCUUCUCCCAACAACUCGAGUUAUUGGGAGCAACUGGUUCAUGACAUGAUGAGAGGUAGAAAAGAAGUGGGCAGAUGGAAGAAACGAUAUAUGGUGAAGGAACCCCUCCAAAAGGUGGAUGGAGAGUCGUUCCCAAUCCUAAGUUUAGAGGGCAAGAUACUAUUUGGGCUAGUCAUUGUAGCUGGUGGGGGCUUGGGCCCGGGUCCAUCGAAUGAGAUAUGAUAAGGCCUAAUACGAUUUGGGUUUCUUUUAUGUCCGGCGUAGUUUGGUUGUUCGAUUAGCAUGAAGUGUCGAGAAGUUAUAGGACAAUUGUCCACAGAGUAUUGAGGGAUGACAGGGUGUAACAACCCGAGCCAGCUGAUGACGUGUGAAGAUAGUCAAAGUAUAAAUAGCUACUACUGUUAGGAUAAUGGCAUCUUUUGGCAAAUGAAUAAAUAAUAGCUACUUUCUUUUCUUUCCUAUUAGCGUUAGCUCUGUAGAACAACUCUACACAUUCCAUUCUUUACCUCUUCCCUGUUCUUCCUCCAUCAUUCCAUUACUUCGCCAGAUUAUCCCAAUAAAGAUCCUUACAAGUGGUAAUCAGAGCAUGUCAUCUGGCAACAAUGGCGUCUAAUACAUCGAGAAUCAUUGUUUUGGAAACUCAAAUGGCGGCUAUCAAACAGCAGAUGGACUCAUAACACCGGGAUCUGAAGAGCGCCAUUGCUGCUCUUGCGGCUUCGACGAAGGCCUCCAUCGAUGCUCUUACUGAUUCGUUGGAGCAACGGCGAGACGAUUCUACGGUUCGUUCUCCACCGAGCACGGCGACGAGAACUCUGGACCAGAUUCCUUCUCCCACUUUCGAUUCUGUUUUUCCCAUGUCUUCGGCCACUUCACCCCCACCACAGCAGAGUACCGGCGCCAAUCAGUAUCGCGCCUUCAACCGUCCACCACCACGACGGCCUUUCUUCGUCGUCUCCGAGCAAAUUGGAUCGAUGGCGGAUUAUCAGGAGGCACCGCCGAUUCACUCACCACUGCGUCCCAAUUACGUCCAUCGCCCUGAUCAUCAGCACUUCCGACAUCAACCGCGUCGGCCGUCAAUUGUGGAUCCCUAUCAUCGUCUCGAGUUGCCCUAUUUCUCUGGCUUGGAUCCUCAUGUGUGGGUGAGCAAAUGUACCGAACUCUUCCUGCUUUACUCAGUUCCGGAAGAUCAGAAGGUUGAUUUGGGUUUGCACUAUCUAGACGGGCGUGCUCGCACAUGGUUUGAGGGGUGGUCUUUCUGGCGUUUUCCUUUGCUUUGGGGUGAUUUUGUCGGUGGGUUGCUUCUUCGGUUUGGGAGUCAAGUGCAGAUGACUGUCGUCGCGGCGUGCAAUCAGCUUCAGCAGCCGUUGGUCCUCCCUUCGUUGAUUUCCGAGGGAACUGGGUUUGUGGGAGACUCCCAGGUUCAUACUCAAGCCACUUCUUCCUUGUUUCCUUUACUGGGGUCAGCUCCAUGCUUGAAUUUUCUGGAUACGCCUUCUACUCGACUGCCUUUCGUUCGGAAAGUUCUGUGUGGUUCUCAAACUACCAAAACCUAUGCUAGUUCUCCUAACCAGAAGAUGAUUUCUGCCGUAUACAUGGAUAAGAUUCUUACUGUUGAAGAGUCAGCUUUCAUUUUUGGUGAUCCUUGUCCUACUGAGUUUGUGUUUGGGAUCUUUGGUUGCACUAUCGAGCCCGGCAAUGCCAAUUGGAGUUACGGAUUUCACGUCUUCCCAACUUUUUAUGGCAUCCUUAGGCAUUUCCAUGGCAGUAGGAAUCAUGAUGAUUUCAAAGGUCCUUAUAAAGAUUGUGUUCUUCCCUUGGGAGAAGGAUUUGUGAGAGUGCCGAAGGUGAAGCUUUCGGCAGUUUGGAUUGGGAAGGAUGAUAGCGGGGAACUGAACUGUGAACGUAAGUGUAGGAAGAAAUGUUCAUAUUCUGCAUAUACUGAAAUAGAUGCUGCUCUGAAGGACAAGGGUUGCUUGUUGUGGUAUGGAGAACUGGUGGAUACAAUGUAUUUCCCUGCUAGUUCCCAGGAUUUGUAUGUUCGAGUUGAGGCAGAGGAAUUUGCUACGUUUCAAGGGGGAUUUAACGAUUCACUUGAGUUAAAGUUGAGCAUUCUUCUAUCAUCUAUGGGUUCAGCCGGGCUUCUUGUUAUCGUGUUUGCCUUCUUCUGGCUCAGGAAGCGGCAAAUUAAAUCGGUAAAGAAGAGAAGGACCAGAUAUUUGUUCCAUCCAAUUGAUGGUGGUGAUGUUGCGUCUGUCCCUGGGUUGAAUGCACAAGGGUUGCCUACUUUUGCAGUAACGAAGUUAGCUUGUGAAAGAGUGGAUCAUACUGAGAGAUCAUUGGAUGCAUUGUGGAAUUGGGCUCUAAUAUGUCUUUGUUACUCUUGGGUUGUGCAUAUUCGAGUUGCACUUGUGUCCAACCAGUCUUUGUGUUUCCUAGCUGCCGAGUUGAUUGAGAUGUUCUGUCAAACUCUUCCACUUCCUGAAGGCUGGAACGCACAAGAGAGCUGCUGUCCAAAUCCCAAAACCAAGACUGUUGUCAAACUUCCAGAAAUUGGCCAAGCGAUUAGUGCACCAACCGACACUGCAAGAACCAAGGCUGCUGUCCAACUUUCAGCUAUUUGUGAACAAGGGAAACCAGACUGUGAUGCAAGUGCUUUUGCAGUGGACGCUUCAGCUACCAGAGGAAGCAACUUGGGAAGCCUUGCUCUCCUUCAAGGCGCAGCAUCCUACUUUUCCAUCUUGAACACAGCUUGAGGACAAGCUGCCUCUGAAGGGGGAGGGUUUGUAACAACCCGAGCCAGCUGAUGACGUGUGAAGAUAGUCAAAGUAUAAAUAGCUACUACUGUUAGGAUAAUGACAUCUUUUGGCAAAUGAAUAAAUAAUAGCUACUUUCUUUUUUUUUCUAUUAGCGUUAGCUCUGUAGAACAACUCUGCACAUUCCAUUCUUUACCUCUUCCCUGUUCUUCCUCCAUCAUUCCAUUACUUCGCCAGAUGAUCCCAAUAAAGAUCCUUACAAAGGGGAUGUAAGGAUUGUCGGCUUCGCCAAUUUUAUAGUACAAUGCUAUGUUCUGAUAGCAGAGUUAUGCGCUUUAAGAGAUGAGAUGUCGUUAGCAUGGACUCUGAAUACAGAAGUAUGAAGAUAGCCUCUGAUUCUCAAAUCUCCGUCCAGAUGAUUCAAGAGGGAUAAUAUUGAGUUGCACAUUAUUUCACACCAAAGGAGAAGGCAAUAAACUCGCAGAUGGAUUGGAGGCUUUAGGUCACGGUGUCGCUCGAGAAGAAGUGUUCUGCCCCAAAGUUCCUCCUACACUAAGGCAUGUUUACAAAGCGGAUAUAGUUGGUGUCCACUUCCAAAGAGGAGUGGAUUGAUCUAGCAAGAGAAUUGUUGUAUUGUUUGUACUCUUUUAAUUUCCUUGUAACAAAAAAAGAAAGUGUCGGAAAGUUAUUAAUUAAAUACUUUCAGGGGGUGGAUGCUAUAAUAAUACAUGCCAAAGGUAAUUACCAUUUAGCACAAAGGGGUGGUUGACCCUCUUCUUUAAUUAAAAAAGGAUUUGAUUAAUGUGACUUGAAAUGAGGAAUGAUUGGUGUUCAAUCAUUCAUCGUCUUAACUCUUAUGUGUGGUCAUUCUCUCAUGUGAUUAUGAGUUUUCAUAUGAUGUAUGAAGUGGUUGGCUCAUGACAUUCGUGUAAUUUGCCUCCUAUUUUUCUUUUCUGAAGGUUACAAUGAAUCGGAAAAAAACAUACAAGAAAGUGGCACUCUCUCAUGCUUAUAAGUGGUAGGAUGUAGGUAGUAUUUCAACAAAACAAAAAAAAAAAAGACAUUUUAUUUUGGGUUAAUAUUUUCCUAUGGCCUGAACUUUGACCAAAAUAAACAUGCUGGCCAAUCUUUUCGAUCUAUAACAUCUUGGCCCGAACUAUACACCAAAAUAAACAAUUUGGCCAGAUCCGACUUUUGACCGUUAACUUGGACGGUCAAACGCGUUGACCGUUAGUCAACGCGCCAUGUCACUGCCAAGUCAGCAUAAAAUAUUUUAAAAAAUUCACAAUUUCCACACAUUCCCUAAUUUUAAAUUAUUAUAAAUUAAAAAAAUCAUCUAAUACCUUUGUUAAACCAAAAAUAAAAAACGAAAAAAUUAAAUAUUUAUCAGAUCUUCUGACUUGGCAGUGAUGUGCGCGUUGACCGUCAGUCAACGCGUUUGACCGUCUAAGUUAACGGUCAAACAUUGGGUUUGGCCACAUUGUUUAUUUUGGUGUAUAGUUCGGGCCAGGAUGUUAUAGAUCGAAAAGAUUGGCCAAGAUGUUUAUUUUGGUCAAAGUUCGGGCCAUACGAAAAUAUUAACCCUUUCAUUUUUAUGGAAACCUGAAAUUAAUUCACUAAAAUUCAUCGUGAAUAUGGAACCAUGAACUUAACUUCAAGUAGUCGAAAAUGAUGUAGAGGAUGCCUAUCAACCCAAUGGAUCAUACUAUCCCAACACUUGGAUAAAACCUCAAUCUUUAA
Molecule: messenger RNA, 4917 nt
Organism: Linum trigynum
Lineage: Eukaryota; Viridiplantae; Streptophyta; Magnoliopsida; Malpighiales; Linaceae
Source: the annotation of a GenBank genome assembly